AGGAAACCGAGACUCCAGGUCUCUGGGGCAGUGAGAGAAGGCCGAUUGAAAGCCCCUUGGGCAGGCUCGCAUCCCACCUGCCCGGACUCCUAGGGAGCCAGCCUCGCUGGGCUUGAGCUAGUUUUAUUUUUGUUGUUUUCUCUUUUAAUCUCGCAUGUUUUUGAAACCUUUUAGAAUUUCUUAGCAAUUCGCAGUCAUGGAGGUAGCACAGCCCAAGGACCUGCAGGAGGAUUUUGUCCUGGCCAAAAGAAGAUAUGCGGAGCUGGGCAGGCAGAAACGGAUUUUCAACGCCAGGAACAGGAUCAUCGGGGGUGACACCAUGGCCUGGGAUGCUCAGGUUUGUGACCAGAACAUAAAAGCAGCAACUGAAAAAGCGAGAGAGGAAGCCUUUGCUGCUGAAAUGAGACAAAAUGACAAGAUCGCAUGCAUAUCAGAAAACCGGGAAAGGAGAGAUAGGAAAAAUCUCUGUAAAGCUAUCAGCGAUUUCCAGCAGAGCUUUCAGAGCCCGGAAACGCGCCGUGAAUUUGACCUCUCUGACCCCCUAGCCCUUAAGAAAGAUCGUCCAGCCCGGCAGUCAGAUUAUGAUGCUUGGAAUACAAUAUCAGGAAUGCAGAAGUUCAUGGGAGAGGAUUUAAACUUCCAUCUGAGGAAGAAAUUCCAAGAGGAACAAAACAGGGAAUGGUCCCUGCAACAGCAAAAAGAACGGAUGGUUGGCCGGGAGAACCACAAAUGUGCAGAGGAUCUCUACUUGAAGACAAGGCUACAGUUUGAUGAGACAGCCAAGCACCUACAGAAUCUGGAAACCGCCACCAGGAAGGCAGUUUGUACAACUGUGAAAGAAUUCAACAUGAACCAGGCCCUGGAGUCAGCGGAAAAGAAAAUCCAAGAGAGAAAACAAGAACAGGAGGACAACCUAGCCGAGAUCUCCAACCUGCUGCGUGGGGACCUGCUCUCAGAGAACCCGCAACAGGCAGCCAGCUCCUUUGGGCCGCAUCGUGUGGUGCCCGACCGCUGGAAGGGCAUGAGCCAGGAGCAGCUGGAGGAGAUCCGCCUGGUGCAGAAACAGCAAGUCCAGGAGAAGCUGAGGCUCCAGGAGGAAGAGCGCCAGCGAGACAUGGACUGGGACCGGCGGAGGAUUCAGAAGGCUCGUGCCACCUUGCUGUUUGAGCGGCAGCAGCAGCGCCUACAGCGUGGCCUGCGCAGGGCUCUGGACUGCAGCAACCUCAGCCUGGCCAGGGAGCAGCUCCUGCAGAAAGAACAUAUGAAAGAACUCUCUACCAAUCAUGCCACUGAAGACUAUUUCACACAAUUUAAUACAGGAAGUCGAUAAGGAAAAAUUCACCUUCUUUUCCUCUGAACCGUUAAUGUGUAAAGUGCGGUUAGCUUGAAGAAUCAUAUCUGUUUGAAAAAAAAAAAAAGCACCCUUUGGUCCAGAAA
Messenger RNA from Capra hircus (goat), 1437 nucleotides. RefSeq names its product RIB43A domain with coiled-coils 2 (gene RIBC2). The coding region runs from base 197 to 1330 and encodes 377 amino acids. The record is from RefSeq and is a predicted model, not a curated record. The transcript is spliced from 7 exons. NCBI's taxonomy places the organism in Eukaryota, Metazoa, Chordata, Mammalia, Artiodactyla, Bovidae.